AUUUAUGCACAUUAAUCUCACAAACUAACUUACCUUGUGAACCAAAUCAAGUACUAUAACUUAUUUUUAGACUUGUUUCUCUGUGUUAAACCUGUCUUACGAGAUGGCUCAAUGGUGCUCCUUGCUUUGUCAUUCCUGUUUCACUGCCAUCAAACCUGUUUGUAAAGGAAGGGUGAACUGUCCUGCCAGUUUGUCCAUUUUAAGAUUUGCUGGAAGAUCACAGUGCUUUUUCUCCUGUAUGCUUGUACGAAGAGGAUGUCUUCUUCUAUAAUUUAACCCUCCCAAGUUCUUUUUGGGCUAUUUUAAAACCUCAGGACUUACAUAACUCACAGCUCAGGGACUCUGACACAACAACCAAAGGUAUUUUUUCUGAAGUUUGCUGUAGAACAGGGCAGAGAGACAUGUCUUCCAAGGCAAAGGGCGACAAAACGGACAAAUCUGAAAAGGCUCUGGCAGCAGAAAAGGAGCAAUUCGUCAAACUACAGCUCCAGAGCAUUGGAAAGUCCAUCACUACUACUGAAGCGGCAAUAAAGGAGAAAUAUGCCCGCAAGAUCCUGUUGGGAACACAUAAAGAAGGUGGAGCUGUAACAUUCUGGUCUCAUGCUGUAAGUCUGCCCUUGGCCAGUAAUGCCAUCCUCAGCUGGAAGUUCUGCCACAUGGUCCACAAGAUCUUGCGGGAUGGCCAUCCCAACACGGUGCGAGAUAGCCGAGGACACGUCCCCAGUGUACGGCAAAUGGGAACCUUAUGGGGAAGCCUCCAUGACCGAUAUGGGCACAUUGUUGCACUGUAUUCAAAGUUCCUGUGCAUCAAAAUCGAGUUCCAUUGUAAGUACAAAGAGAUUCCAGCUAAUCUCGAAACUCCAGAUGAGGUUCUUGAGAGGUUUAUCGCAGCUGACAUCAACAAAGUGUUUGAAACAACUAAUGAGGCACUUGAUUACAUGGAUGCAGCGCUUUUGCUACAGGAUACAGUUUUCAGGCAGAUGGAAUCAAAUUCCACCAGCUCGACCACUUCAGUGGGGCAGUGCCGCCUGUCUCCUCUAGUCUUGGUCAUCCAGGACUGCAGCCCUCUCUGUCACUUCCUUGUCAAACUCCUCUUCAAGCUACACAGCCGUGUACCAGUGGAUGCUCUUCUAGGACAUAGAGAACGUUUCCGUGACCAGUUUGAGAGUCUCACCAAGUUCUUUGAAAAAGCGAGAAGCAUGGAGUUCUUCAAAACUAUCAUCCAGAUCCCUGAUCUACCUGAUUCCCCUCCGAAUUUCCUGCGUGCCGCAUCACUGGCUGAAUAUGUCAAACCAGUGGUGGUUCCAAAUCAACAGCUGCCUGAAGAUGAUGACACAGAGACUCAGCUGGACUUCACUGAAGGCCCUGGAUACCAAAUGUUUUAUGCAUACAACCAAUAUGAUCCACCAAAUGAUGUACCUGUACAAAGGGAGAGUGAAGUGGUGUCUUUGAGGAAGGAGCUGGAAGCGGUGAAGCCUGAAAUCCAGAUCUUUAAAGCAGAGGCCCAGCGUGCUGUGAUCCAGCUGAAGGAGCAGGUGAAUAAGUUGGAGGCGGAGGUGGAGGAGCAGCGAACCCAUAAGCAGAUGGCUCUGGUGGAGAAUGAGCAUCUCCGGAUGGAGGUGGAUGCGCUCAGAACCCAGACCGCAGUGGCCGCCAGCAUACAGGCCACCGCUGAGGACGCAGGCAGCCGGGCACAGACUGCCCAGAUUCAUUUCUCUCGACUUAAAGAAAAGCAUGCUGAGCUGGUCACCAGACAUGCCGACCUCAUGAGAAAGAAUACAGACACUGUGAAGCAGCUAACCAGCACUCAGCAUGUCCAGGAGGAGCUGGUGAGGGCCAAACAGCAGAUGGCUGAAGAACUGGAGAAGCUCAAGCAGGAAAACAGCAUGAUGCUUGAAGCACAGAAGGCAGAAAUCGUUCGAUUGAAGCAGGAGCUGCUGAGUGGGAAAGCUGAAAUAACACAAGUUCAGAGCGCCCUGCAGACCAAAGAAAAGUCUGGAGACCAGCUGAGCAGUCUGUUGGUGGGGCUGCAGACGGAGAAAGAGAUGCUGUUACGCUCUAUGAAAGAACAGGAGGCUGAACUCGCCAACCUGCGCCAGGCUACCCAGCUUCACCAGGCCACUCUGCAGCAGGAGAGAGAGAAGAGCCAGUGGGAGACAAGUUCACUGCAGAACCAGCUGCAGGAAAAAGUGAGUCGGGAGCAGGAGCAGCAGCUGGAGCUGGAUAAACUGAGAAGAGAGCUGGAGUUAAAAAGAGUCGAGGCAUUGAGUGCCCAGAGUGCUCUUCAUACUAAAGAGGCAACUGGAGACCAGCUGAGCAGUGUGUUGGUGGGGCUGCAGACGGAGAAGGAGAUGCUGCUACGCUCUCUGAAGGAGCAGGAGACUGAGCUCGCUAACCUGCGUCAGGCUGCCCUCCUACACCAGACCACCCUUCAGCAGGAGAGAGAGAAGAACCAGAGGGAGAUGAGCUCCCUGCAGAACCAGCUGCAGCAGAUACUGCGGCGGGAGCAGGAUCAGCAGCUGGAGAUAUCCAGGCUGAAGCGAGAGUUAGAGGAGAUGAGAGCGCAGGCCUUUAAUGCUCAGAGUGCUCUUAACAGUAAGCAAUCGGUUGGAGAGGAGAUGAGCGGUGUGUUGGUGGGGCUUCAGGCGGAGAAGGAGGUACUGCUGCGCUCAGUUAAAGAGCAGGAGGCUGAGCUGGUUAACCUGCGCCAGGCGGCUAAGCUGCACCAGGCCACUCUGAUACAGGAGAGAGAGAGGAGCCAGAGAGAGACCAGCUCCCUGCAGAGCCAGCUGCAGGCCAAGUCAAGUCGGGAGUCCGUGCUGCAGCAGAAGCUGCAGGAGGAGCAGUUCUGCCUGCUGCAGUGUGCCGUGGUGGAGGCUGAGGGCAUCAUCCUGGACGCCAUGGCCAAAGUGGACGACCCCGUUCAUGUACGCUGCAUUUCCACUCCAGAGUACCUGAUCAACCGGGCCGAGACCACCCUGGUCUCCAUGGACAAGAUGCAGCAGAGCCACGCUGGAUACCUGAGAAACAUGGAUGAUGCCAGUGGGUUGUUAAGAGCAGUGACCCAGUUCUCUCACCUCGCUGCGGACACUAUAGUUAAUGGAGCUGCCACUGCCCACUCUGUGCCCACUGACCAAGCUGACCGGCUGACAGAUAACUGCCGAGACUGUGCCACUCACUGCCUUCAGUUCCUUAAAGAACUCAAGCUGAAGCCCACCCUGCUGCGAGCUGACCCCACUGCCAUCCGCUAUGUGAUACAACGCAUCCUCAACCAAGGCCAUGACCUGAGACGCAAAGAUGCAGACAUUCAGAAAGCAGAGCUGGCGGACAUGGUGGAUAUGGAGAUGGCUGCUACUUCCAGCGCUAUUGAGGAUGCAGUUCUAAGGAUGGAUGAAAUUCUAAGCCAAGCAAGAAGAGAUACUUCUGGACUGAAACUGGAGGUUAACCAAAGUAUCAUCGGUUCCUGCUCUGAUCUGAUGAGAGCCAUUCACAUGCUGGUAACCGCUGCCACAGAUUUACAGAAGGACAUUGUGGAGAGUGGUCGGGGAGCGGGUUCUAUUAAAGACUUCUACGCCAAGAAUUCCUGCUGGACUGAGGGACUCAUCUCAGCCUCCAAAACUGUAGGAUGGACUGCCACUCAGAUGGUUGAGUCUGCUGACAAAGUAGUGACAGACCAAGGCAAAUACGAAGAGCUGAUCGUGUGCUCACAUGAGAUUGCUGCCAGCACUGCCCAGCUAGUGGCUGCCUCUAAGGUAAAAGCUGACCGAAGCAAUAAGAAGCUCCACACGCUGCAGCAGGCCUCGCGUCAUGUGAACGAUAUGGCAGCAGUCGUCGUGAGUUCAACCAAGGCUGGACAGAUGCAGAUCGAGGAUAAGAGCCCUAUGGAUUUCUCAAGCAUGUCCGUGAUCAAACUGAAGACGGAGGAAAUGGAAUCUCAGGUGCGAGUUCUGGAGCUGGAGUCGAAGUUGUCGCGUGAGCGUGAGCAUCUGGGGGAGCUGAGAAAGAAGCAUUAUGAACUGGCUGGGUCUCCUCUGGAUCUGCCUGCACAGAGAAACUACGAUAGCUUUGGGUUGCCCUCAGUUCUGCCCGAGCUACCACUGCCCGACCCACCAUACCCCGAACCGUCACUGCAAUUCUCAAUGCUGCAGGAUCUGCCUUUACCAGAUCCACCACUGCCAGAACCGCCCAAAACCGAACCGGCCAAACCCGAGCCUGCGAGAACCUCAUCAUCCAAACGGUCCAUCUUUCACAAACCUGGCUCCAUCUUUAAGAGCGCAUUCAGGUGAGGACUAUGGGAAGUGAAAAGGACCAUCUGAAACAAACAUGACCACACUUUUUCUAUUACAUGUCAUUUUUCAGACAUGUCAUCUGUCAAUCAUGUAAAAUUAAAGAGUUAAAAAGGGUAUGAAUGAUACAGCAGGUUCAGGCAUUCAGUAAUUUGUUGUAAAAUUAUCUAUACCAUUGUUAUUACAGCUUUACUGAAUAUGGCAUUUUAUUUUUAAACUUUGUAUUAAUAAAAAUAAGUCUUAGAAAAGAUGUCAACACUAUAAUCAUGUUUAAAUAAAUUGUAAAUUGCUUGCUCUUUGAUUGUCUUUAUAAAUGUGAAUAAAUGUGCCAGUGUGAAUCUUAUU
Astyanax mexicanus (Mexican tetra) is the source of this 4631-nucleotide messenger RNA. RefSeq names its product huntingtin-interacting protein 1-related protein. The record is from RefSeq and is a predicted model, not a curated record. Bases 402 to 4286 code for a protein of 1294 amino acids. Gene Ontology annotation, cellular component: actin cortical patch; clathrin-coated vesicle. Gene Ontology annotation, biological process: clathrin coat assembly; endocytosis; actin filament organization. The transcript has 37 exons. NCBI's taxonomy places the organism in Eukaryota, Metazoa, Chordata, Actinopteri, Characiformes, Acestrorhamphidae. Gene Ontology annotation, molecular function: phosphatidylinositol-3,4-bisphosphate binding; actin filament binding; phosphatidylinositol-3,5-bisphosphate binding.